GAGUGACUAAAUCGGUAAACUGUGUUGUGCCUUAUCCAGCAGCAGGUGAAUAGUUUCAGUGAGCAUACCAGCAAACCCCGUACCGUAACAGGACGAUGACGGUUUCAAUCUACGACGAUGAGCUGCUGGUGCAGCCCGGUGACCGAUCGGACCAACCGACACCGAUGACGACCGGCAAGAUAGAGGAGCAGCUCACCGCCAUUCAGCAGUUUUACGACAAAUGUAACGUCUUCAUUACGGGCGGAACCGGAUUUCUGGGCAAGACACUCAUCUACAAACUGUUGACCAGCUGCCCGGGCAUCGAAAACAUCUUUCUGCUGGUGCGAAGCAAGCGCGGCAAAGACAUUUUCUCUCGCGUGGAAGAAAUCUUCGACGAUGCUAUGUUUGACAAAAUGAAGCAAGCCUGUCCGAAGUACGAUCACAAAAUUCGCGCCGUCGCGGGCGACUGCAUGCAGCCGGGCCUGGGCAUCAGUUCGUCCGAUCGCGAAGUGUUGACAGAAAAUGUCAACAUUGUGUUUCAUCUAGCCGCCACAGUGCGAUUCGAUGAGAAGAUGAAGACGGCCAUGCAGAUCAACGUGAAGGCGUGCCGGGAUGUGCUGGAUCUGUGCCACGACAUGAAGCAUCUGAAGUCGGUGAUCUACGUGUCGACCGCAUACACACAGUGCCCCCAGAAUGUGGUCGACGAGCGAUUCUACGAUCCACCGAUCGAGUCCGAAAAGAUGAUCCACCUGGCCGACUGUGUGACGGACGGCAUGAUUGAAAAGAUUACCCCGGUACUGCUGGACAAAUGGCCAAAUACAUACACCUUCACGAAGGCCAUCGCUGAGGACGUGGUACGCAAAAAUAGUCGCGGAAUGCCUGUUGGAAUGUUUCGACCAGGAAUUGUCAUUGCAACGUACCAGGAACCGGUACCAGGAUGGAUCGAUAACUUCUACGGACCUACCGGUGUGAUUGCCGGUGCUGGAACUGGCGUGCUGCGUACGCUCCGGGCCGAUCCAACAAAGGUGGCCAACAUGGUUCCGGUUGAUCUCUGCGUGAACGGUAUCAUCUCUUCCGCCUGGGACAUUGCAGAACGAUUCCGAACCGAGAUUUUGCCCGAUCCGGAAAUCCCGAUCUACAACUUUUGCACCGAACCGAACAAUUGCAUUACGUGGGGUGAUUUUACGCAUACCACCAUCAAGUUCGGCUCGAUGUAUCCCACCAUGAAGGCAAUCUGGUACCUGUGCUACGCCAGCAAUCCCAACAUUGUGCUGCACUAUCUGUCCAUCAUCUUCCUGCACUAUGCGCCCGCCGUCGUCUGUGACAUCAUUGCGGUGCUGAUUGGCAGAAAACCGAGACUUCUUCGAAGCUACAAGAAGAUCCACCGCUUUAUGGACGUGAUUGAGUACUUCUCCAUGCGCGAGUGGGAAUUUAAGAUGGACAAUAUGAACGCACUGUGGCGUAAGCUGUCCAGUGCGGACCAGAAGCUGUUCUUCUUCGAUAUGCGCCAAAUCAACUGGGAUUACUUCCUGGAGCAGUACUUCUGCGGCAUCCGGCGGUAUCUGCUGAACGACCCAAUGGAAACCGUCCCACAGGCUGUGGUCCGCUGGAAUCGCCUCUACUGGGUGCAUCAGGCCACCAAAGUGAUCGUGCUGCUGCUGCUGUACAAGCUCACCAUGUCCGUUUGGGGUAUGCUGAGCUAAGCGCUCGGAGCCCAACCGCCCACCAACAAUUCUGGUACAAUCGCUCAAUCGUUUCUGUUUAGCUGACUUUACUUUGCCUGCAUAGAAUGUAAGGUAACGGGAAGGAAGGAACAGCAGACAUUAGUUAUGCUGCGAUUACGUAGCUGCUGCACACGAUCGAAUCGUAUGCAGCCGGUUUCGGUUUCUGCUUGCGGGCACCAUCGCACGUCCAUCUCUGCGUGCAGCAUUGUUGUUUUAUUUUCGGACUAAAUCUAAUUGUACACAGUUAGUAUCGGGUUUGCUUUCGGGCGCGUAGAACGAGAGCGGUGGUACGAUUCAAUGGACGUACUGAUUGUAAGCAGUACGCUAGAAAGUAAGACAUAGUGAACCCCCUUAUGGGAGCUAGUAGUUAGGUGGCACGUCACUAGAGAGCUUGCACGUCUCGCGGUUUCGGUGCAAGACCCAUUCCAUUCCAAAUAAAUCAUCGAUAAACAUGUACGGCCCGCGAUCGUGCUUAAUUUGUUUCGCCUUGGGGUUGCUACAAGUAAUGCUUCGGUAUUAAACGUUAUCAUUUACCAUACGAAAGGGUGUAAGAUAAUCAUUAUAUAUAGACCACACAUCAACUUCCACAUUUUGCUAAGGGUUGCAGUACAUAACUGAUUGGAGAUUACCAUUAACAAUUAAACAAAAAAAAUAGGAUGAAACGCGUAACGCAAUCGAUAAAAUCCGACCAAUGAACGGUUUCAACUUCACCGAAGGUUUUGACAACUCGUACCGUUCAUAGUUAAGCAUUUAUGUACAAUUGUGGAAGGCGAAAGUGACAUUUUGAAUAAUCAAAUAAAGU
Messenger RNA from Anopheles moucheti, 2505 nucleotides. RefSeq names its product fatty acyl-CoA reductase wat. Gene Ontology annotation, cellular component: peroxisome. Gene Ontology annotation, molecular function: alcohol-forming very long-chain fatty acyl-CoA reductase (NADP+) activity. Lineage: Eukaryota; Metazoa; Arthropoda; Insecta; Diptera; Culicidae. The record is from RefSeq and is a predicted model, not a curated record. The coding region runs from base 96 to 1682 and encodes 528 amino acids. The transcript is spliced from 9 exons. Gene Ontology annotation, biological process: long-chain fatty-acyl-CoA metabolic process.